Colletotrichum truncatum is the source of this 2403-nucleotide messenger RNA. RefSeq names its product zn 2cys6 transcription factor. The record is from RefSeq and is a predicted model, not a curated record. NCBI's taxonomy places the organism in Eukaryota, Fungi, Ascomycota, Sordariomycetes, Glomerellales, Glomerellaceae. Gene Ontology annotation, molecular function: DNA-binding transcription factor activity, RNA polymerase II-specific; zinc ion binding. Gene Ontology annotation, biological process: regulation of DNA-templated transcription.
AUGUCGUCAACCAAUGACCAGCAACAGCUUCAGCAGUCACCCCAACACCAACCCCAGGUCGAGCCGCCCCCAUCGCCAACUGCCGCCCAACAGGCCACCGCCCAUGCCUAUGCCAGCAAUGGACUUCAGGUCCUUCAAGCUGCCUCCGAUGCAGCUGCCGCUGCCGCUCUUCAGAAUGUUCAGCAACACCUGAGCUCUGCUGUCGCCGUUGACGCCCAGCAACAUGAACAACAGACUGUCGAGCAGCAUCAGUCUACCGUUCCUCCUGCUCCGGAAUAUGAACACCAGGUGCAACAACAGACGCCACAGACACCCUCGCAGCCGCAGCCUCCUCAGCUUCAGCAUACACCUCAAACCUCAACAGCACCGGCCCCAUCUGCCUCUCCUAUUGCUAUUGAUGGCUCUCUCAGUACUGUCUCGCAGGGCGCCGUUGCCGCCUUUCCUCCCGCCUUCACCUCGAUGCCGCCCCUGCCCGGUUCCAUGCCACCUCUUCCCCGCGAUCCAACAGUCAACCCCAAGCUGACGCGCUUGCGAAGAGCCUGUGACAUGUGCUCUCAACGAAAAGUCAAGUGUGACGAAUCUGGCCCUCCUUGUAGGCCAUGUCGCGAGCUCAACGUCGAAUGCACCUUCAACCGCGAAUUGAAGAGACGAGGUCCUCCAAAUAAACACGCCGAAGCCGCCCGCGCCGCCCGGAGGCAGCGACUCGAGCCUGGUAAUACUUUCCCAGCAUACGGCCCUGCAAACCCGACACCUUCUCCCCAUAAUGCUGCACAAGCUCUCGUCUCGAUAGCUGAGGGUCCUGCCCGUCUGGAUGCCGAGGCCAUUGCGCCAAUGCCGAUACUUGAGCUAUUGGUCGAUGACUUCUUCACCUAUAUCCACCCACUUACGCCUUUCCCACAUGAACCAACCUUUCGGCACUCUUUCGCGAAUAGAGAAGACCGGACGAACCCAGAAUUCCUCGGCUUGCUGGCUUCCAUGGUUGGGGCCCUCGUAGCCUCCUUCCCAAGAAGUGCCAGACAGCACCUCAAGACCCAACAUAGCACGCAUCUAUUCCCUCGAGCGAUAGUCAUGAUUGAGAAGUGUCGAGACAUUGCCCUCGACACAAGAGGGUCACGAUGGGCUGUCAAGCAACCCAAAACGUUGGACGAUGCCGCUACCAGCUACUUCCUGGGACUUGCUGCUGGCUACACUUUCGAGGUUAACCGCUUCCGCUAUUUCACUUCCGAGUGUUUGUCUUUGAUUCGUGAACUUGGCUUCCACCGGCCAAAACACCCCAACGAGCUGCCUACUUUUGGAAACGACAACUGCUCUCCGGACCCCCUCCCGUUCCAUCAUAUCAAGGAUCAGAUCGGCAAGCGCAUCUUCUGGUGUUUGCUAUUGGGUGUUAGAUCUUUUUCACAGCUCGGUGCUUCACACGCUGACCUGGUCAUUGCCCCGUCGACACCUGGUCUUCCAUAUCCUGCUCUGCCCGAGAAUGUCGACGACAUGUAUAUUAUGGCCAAUGAGAUUGUAUAUCCUUCAGAAAGUUCAGUAACUCUCCUUACUGGGUACCGAUUCGCCAUCGAUAUAUACACGACCAUGAACGCCAUUGUCAGUGUAGAGCUUGUCUAUGGGAUGAGCACCCUGCCGUGGGCUGAUCAAAGGUCACUGUUACGGAACGCCCUAGUUGCCGCCAAGGACAUUAUCGAUCGCCUUCCUACUGAGCUCCAGCUCAGCGCAUCCCACGACCAAUCUAGUGGAUUUGGCACACUUGACGACGCUGACCUUCAAUAUGUACCUCCAGCAUAUCCCAACAGCCAGCCUAUCAAUGAUGUUCGCAACGUCAUCAAGAACCAACCCCAGCGCCGCCGCCAGCUCCAAUAUGAGAUUCAAAAGGCAAACAUCUAUAUUUCUCAGUUAGCGACGCGGUCAUUCUACGUUGAAUUAUACUUUAACCUACGCGAUGUCCAUCUGGCAGACCCAAACAAAGAUGCUCAAGGCGAAACCGUCGAAGAGAACCCCGCGAAGGAAGCUGAAGAUACAGAGGAAGCGCGAGUUUUCGAGUUGAUGACGGCGGAACGAGAGCUCAUUGUACAGAAUCUUCUUCACGUCCUGGGUUCCAUCUCGCAACGCAACCUUGAGCCUAACGGCGGAUCCCUCAUCAACAAGAUUCGUCAGGUUGCUUCGACAUUACUGAACGAUGCACCCGAACGCAAAGGCCCGGUGGCGAUGAAAUCAGAAGAAGCUCUUAUGCGGCUUAUUGACGUUUUACUCAAGCUAGAAGGCACGGGGCCAAGCGGCAGCAACAUGGCUGGCGAGAACAUGACUCCCCAAGAUGAAGAGGAGGAGAUGCGCAACUGGGCUCACUUGCGCGAUUAUCAGCAGCGCUUUGCUGCUCACGGUGGUUUUGCUGGAAACAUUUGA